AUGUCUACUAAACUGUUCUCUGUUAACAACACCGUUUUCAAAUGUUUGAACACCGCCCUGAACACGCGAGGCUUUAGCGUUGGAGCUGCUUCCCUCGGUUCAGUUAGUUUGAAGGGUCGCAGCUGUCUCACUCUGAAGGAUUUCAGCUCAGAGGAGAUCAAGAAGCUGCUGUGGGUGUCUGCGGAUCUGAAACACCGGAUCAAGCAUGAAAAACAGUAUCUUCCUCUUCUACAAGGAAAGUCGAUUGCAAUGAUAUUUGAGAAGAGGAGCACCAGAACAAGAAUGUCCACAGAAACAGGAUUUGCUUUGCUGGGCGGGCACCCCUGUUUCCUCACCUCUCAGGACAUCCACCUGGGAGUGAACGAGAGCAACACAGAUACAGCAAGGGUUCUCUCAGGACUCUGUGAUAUUGUCUUGGCACGAGUGUACAGCCACUCCACACUGGAGGAGCUGGAUAAGGAGGCCUCCAUCCCCAUCAUUAACGGUCUGUCUGACCUCUACCACCCAAUCCAGAUUAUGGCUGACUUCCUCACUUUACAGGAGCAUUAUGGGUCCCUUAGUGGACUAACGGUGAGCUGGAUUGGAGAUGGGAACAAUGUCCUCCACUCCUUCAUGAUGACUGCAGCCAAACUGGGAGUUCAUCUUAAGAUUGCUACACCAAAGGGGUAUGAGCCAGAAAAGAGUGUCAUUCAAGAGGCUCAAAGACUCUCUAAAGAGCACGGGACCCAGCUUGUUCUGACCUCUGACCCGAUGGAGGCCGCCCACGGCAGCAAUGUCUUGGUCACUGACACCUGGAUCAGCAUGGGGCAGGAGGAGGAGAAGAAAAAGAGGCUCAAAGACUUUCAAGGUUACCAGAUUACGAUGCAGACAGGAAGUGUGGCCAAACCAGACUGGACCUUCCUGCAUUGUCUGCCCCGGAAAUUGGAGGAGGUUGAUGACCAGGUAUUUUACUCAUCGCGCUCCCUCGUCUUCCCCGAGGCAGAGAAUAGAAAGUGGACCAUCAUGGGUCUGAUGGUUUCUCUUCUGACUGACUACUCUCCACAGAUCCCCAUGCUCAAGUUUUAAUUUCAGGUCUGAAGGUGGACACAUAUUAAUUAAUAUGAUUUAUGCAGAGUUCAUUGUCAGAUUUUACCCAUUGAGAGCACCAUCACAACACAAGAUGGAUUACCCCAAAGUAACUGUGUUUACAUUGUUAAAUUUACUUUUUGAUUUAGAGCAAGGAUGACAUUGUUUGUCUUUGACUGUUGCUGUGCAAUCAUUACAAAGUUAUGUUGACGUUCUACAUGUACUGUGACAGAGAGCGAGGAUCAUGGCGGUGAUAGCAGUGAAGGUUAUAGUGGGAAUGUAUUUGUUAGAUGUGUUACUGGAAAGGAAAAGAUUACUGAGCCUUUCUUCAAUGUGUUUAAUGUUGUCUUGACUUCACAAGUAGCAUAAACAUGAAGAGAACCCAGUCAGCUCGAGCCGACCAAUCACAUUCCUUGCAGUCUUCACAUGCUAUUUAUGAAGCUGCUGUAACCCCAACAUCUAGUUACAUUUUUGAGGACAUGCACAUUGUUUAUGCCUAAGCCCUUUAAUGUACAUGUAUGAAUCUGGUUUUACUGCCAAAUUCCUUGUUAACACCACAAUCCUAAAUUACUGCACCACUUUAAAACAAACAGAGUAUACCAAAUCAGUUUGUAAACAUCUGAAACAGGCUUUUGCUAACGUAAUGCAUCAUACAUAGCAUUAUGGAUUAUAUGGUGUUUAGCAAAUGGGCUGAAAAAUGGACAAAAACAGCCGUAUCUCAUAUGAUUAAACCUUACAUUUUUUAUAUCCUUUUAAGUCUGAUUGUAUACAAAUGUGCCUUUUACAUCAUGCUCAUCACGUGUUUAAUGCCCUCUCUGAGUGUUGUGUGUUGUCUCUCGAGAGCCUGUGAUGCAUGAAUGAUGAAACAAAACUGAGAGAAUCAAGUUAUUGUUCACAAACUAUAAAUAAAGACGUUACUCUCUGUUCAUAAUUUGAAGCAAAAGGC
Messenger RNA from Morone saxatilis (striped sea-bass), 2011 nucleotides. RefSeq names its product ornithine carbamoyltransferase (gene otc). Gene Ontology annotation, molecular function: ornithine carbamoyltransferase activity; amino acid binding. NCBI's taxonomy places the organism in Eukaryota, Metazoa, Chordata, Actinopteri, Moronidae. The coding region runs from base 1 to 1065 and encodes 354 amino acids. Gene Ontology annotation, cellular component: mitochondrion. Gene Ontology annotation, biological process: L-citrulline biosynthetic process. The record is from RefSeq and is a predicted model, not a curated record. The transcript is spliced from 10 exons.